Molecule: messenger RNA, 1738 nt
Organism: Raphanus sativus (radish)
Lineage: Eukaryota; Viridiplantae; Streptophyta; Magnoliopsida; Brassicales; Brassicaceae
Product: F-box/LRR-repeat protein At3g59210
Exons: 4
Coding region: 205-1602 (465 amino acids)
Molecular function (GO): protein binding
Source: RefSeq, a predicted model, not a curated record
GUUGGGAGAUAAUGUCAACGUGUCAUGUUUUGCCUCUUCCAUGUCUACAAGAUCCAGAAGUUGUGCAACAAAAAAAAAUCCUAAUCUUCUUUCCUCUUCCACUACCUUAAUGAAUCUCCUCUGUCUGGUUACACUUGUAUAUGGUGACUCUUCUUUUACACUCAGCCCAAGUUUGUAAGUGCUGAUUGUCUGUCUACAAGAAACAUGGAUGAUUUACCAGACAAUCUCCUUUGCCAAAUCUUGUCCAACUUGUCUACAAAAGAAGCUGCGUUGACAUCAGUUCUCUCAAAGAGGUGGCGAUACCUGUUUGCUCUUGUACCAGAUCUCGAUUUCGAUAGCUUCUCCUCUCAGCACACGGAUCAUACGAGUUUUAUAGAUUUUGUGGAUAGAGUGUUGAAGUUAAGAGGGAAAGAUCAUGUUAACAAGUUCUCUCUAAAAUGUGGAGAUGGUUUUGAGGACGAAGACGUGUAUCCUUGGAUAUCAAACGUGCUGAGACAUGGUGUAUCAGAUCUUUCUCUACAUGUCUCUUCCUCAUUGGUUUAUUGGUUGCCUUCAAAGGUUUUUGCGAGUAAGACACUGGUUAGGCUGAAGAUAGGACCAGAAGAUGGUCCCAUAGUUAAACUGAGAAACGUUUGUCUUCCACAGCUUAAGACACUGAGUCUGGACUCAGUUGUGUUUGUAGAGGGUGAGAUUGGUUUUGCAAAGCUUCUGUCUGGUUGUCCUGUGCUUGAGGAAUUAAGUUUCUGUAAUCUGGAGUGGGGUUAUUGGGGUUCUUGCUCAGUGGCUUCAAAAAUCCUCAAGAGACUAACGCUAUAUUGUGCACACUGUGAUGACAAUCCAAAGAGGGUAUCAUUUGAUACUCCAAACCUUGUCUACUUCAAAUAUUCUGAUAAUCUUGCACAGAAGUAUCCUAAAGUGAACUUUGAUUCGCUGGUUGAAGCUAGUAUCGAUAUUCGGAUGACAAAUGAUCAGAAAUCAAAUGUCAGAUACGUAUUGGAUGAUGACGAGGAAAGAGAGAUGGUUGGUAACGCAACAGAGCUUCUUAUGGGACUAUGCAGUGUGAAGACCCUUUACUUAUCUUAUGACACUCUUGAGACUCUUAACUUUUGCUGUGAAGCCAUGCCAGUGUUCAACAGCUUGACUCAUCUAACCAUUGAGAAUAAUCCAGAAGUAGGAUGGGAAUCAUUACCAGAACUUCUCAAGAACUGUCCAAAUCUUGAAACUCUUGUCUUCCAAGGACUCAUUCACAAAGCUACAGAUAAAUGUGGGGAUGUGUGUUUGUGCAAAGGUUUGCAGAAAAUCUCUUCUUCCCUAUCACAUUGUCCGGUGAAGUUUCUUAAGAUAUUGAAAUUUGGAGAAGCAUGUGGUGAUGAUGACGAGGUGGAGGACAUGGAGAUGGAAAUGAUCAAGCAUUUCGUAGAGAAGAUGUUAAAUCUUGAACAACUCAUAAUAUACUACAACACAUCAAUUAAAGAUGAUCUGGUUGAAGUAUUAAACCAACUUCAGAUGCUUCCUGAAGUUGCUUCAUUCAAGUGCAAGAUUCAAGUAAUCUCUGAUAGUCUCAGCUUAUUACUUAUGGCGCCGUGUCUCCUUUACCAGUAGGAAACUAGGGAUGCGUUACAAGUCUAUGUAGUUACUAAAAUAUCUAAGAACUCAAAAUCAAGAUUCUCCUGAUUCUACUUUGUUGAUUGCAUAAAGUAACACUGCUAUGUUUCAAAAAGUUUAUUAUUAUGAGUGA